Molecule: messenger RNA, 5112 nt
Organism: Drepanopeziza brunnea f. sp. 'multigermtubi' MB_m1
Lineage: Eukaryota; Fungi; Ascomycota; Leotiomycetes; Helotiales; Drepanopezizaceae
Source: RefSeq, a predicted model, not a curated record
AUGGAUCAGCAAGCUGCUCCUAUAGAAGAUGGGCAACACCUGGAGAACUGCCAACUUCCUUCGGUUCAGGACGGGCAUGAUGCUUAUAAUCCAGACAGAAUUGAGCCACGUGCCUGGUCUCAAGCACAUUCACCAGCCAAGGAUUUGAGGCCUGUUCUCGAGGCUAACGGGAAACAGGCCCAUUUUCGAUACCGAGAAUCUCAUACAGCUGCAAGAAACUCAUCACCACCCUCUCUUCGAGCUUUAGCUUCCGAAGACCGCAAUUACUAUAGAAUGAACGACCAAUACGAAGUCAAAGACCCCGCACACUUCGGUCUUCGAGGACCGAAGAGACACGCAAGCCCGACCACACAGGAAGGUUCCUCGAAGAGACAGCAAAUGACAUACGAUCGUGCUCAUGGCGUCAUGGACCCUACCGAUACCCUCAGCGAUGUUUCUGACGAAAUUGACGUCUACGAUGAGCUGAAUGAAGAACCUGAGGGCCAUCAGUAUGACACAAACACUGCACGAGCGCGACCGAACUGGCGCGUGCCACCAGACGUGCCAGCACAAGUUCAACACAUAGAGCAGCUCCAUCCAUACCAUGAUUCUCAACAGCUCGACAUAAACUUGAUUAAUAGCCGCCGUCAGCCUGAACCUCCCUAUAUGCCAUUCCAACAACCUUCCCCGUCUCGGCAGCCUGCUCUUCCGUCUUAUGAACAGCUAUGUUCGCGUCAAAAUACCCCUUCUCAACAACAUCUACCCUCCUUCUACCAGCAACAAGAUCGGCGCCCAAACACUCCUCCUCGACAAGCUCCAGGUCAGUUGUACCAACAAAUAGCCUCGAGUCAAAACAAUCCGUCUCGACAAAAUAGAACACCACAGCAACUGUCAGCUCAAAGACCUACUUCCCCGCAAGCACAGCACUAUCAAAUUGGCCAAAAAUCCGCACAGCAAAUCCGAAGCCAGAGUCGACCCCGCAGAACUCUGGCGAGAGCUCCCUCCGUCCAAGCUCCUCAAGCCCGCAACUCAUCUCAUAUCGACAUGGAAGAAGAACGGGUGAAUGAUAUGUCACUGGAGCGCGGUAUGGAGCCAGAACACACUACUCCUCGAUCUUUACAUCAAGCUGGUGGCCCUCGUGUGAUAGAUGGAAUCCGUCAUCCAGAGGAAAUCAUUGGUCGAGCAAGAGGUACACAUCGAGGCCAUUCAGCAAGAAGCCAUCCUUUUGGCUCACCACUUUAUGCUCAUAGUGGACUCGACCCACCUCGAAGUCGAUUGGAUGAAAGCUCACCCACAAAAGGUCAGUUUGAUGACAAUAGCUUGGAAGACAUGGGGAGUCAAGAUGCGUCUGAGGAGGUUGAGCAAGUUCGCCUAUUGUUUGAACCCUCAUUCCGAGUCCCUCGAAUGUCUGUCAGCCGUCACAUGGGUCCCGAGCCACAGAGCUCUUUCUCAAGAGCCCAAAGUGAGCAGCUAUUGGACUAUGUAGUCAACCCGACGACCUUCUCUACACCUCAGUACCACAGUCAAUUCUCUGGAAUCUCCAAAAACAAGCGCCAACUGUUAAGUGAAAUUGGGGACAGUAGGGGAUAUGUUGCCAAUCCAUCUUCGCAAGGCGGAACUGCUGGCCCAAGUGCUGCACCUCAACUCCCAAGCGUAUUCAGACCUAUUCAACAAUAUGAAGAAUGCCCGGCGGUCCAAAUGCCGUCCACUCCUCCUCGCAGUCGCAGAGAAAUACCUGUCGACACUCCCUCAAUGCAGCGAGAUCAGAGCCAAAGCCGCAUGUCAAGUGCUCGUCAAAGUGCUCGAAUCAUCAACCAGGGAUUUCAGAACCAAUCUGCGCAUUUCAGAAGCAAUCAUGUGGACGGAGCCGAUGAGGAGAUGCAAGAAAAUAGGGUGCCUUGGACUGGGAGAUCUAUAGAGCCCGCUCGAGAGUUACAUGCCCCAGAGACUCCCGUCAGAGUGAGCCCUCAAGGAAGUCCUCAAAGAGGUGGAAACUUCUAUGAUGGCGGUCCUGUCACAGACAGUCUAAUAAAUGCCUAUUUAUUCCCUCUAAAGAGGUCAGCUCAGUCAAAACAUCAAGAUCCCAACGCUGGCAUCGAUAUGGCCACCAACGUCUUACCAAAGGGAAGCUUGUUCGGUAAGAAAUCCAGCUUCAAAGUACAGGCACCAAAAGCGGAGACGAUCAAGCCAGAAACACCAGAGUCAUCGGUACGCCUCACUUCUGGGAGAGGCCUAGAGGUCUAUAUUGAUCUUUGCACGCCCCCGUCAACCGCACGUCCAGUGCCAAUGAAAGAUCGCCUCACGCCAGCCGCUGCCGCCAAGAAGCCAGCUCCUGCUCGACCAAUCCGUACAAAGAAACCCGCCGCCUCAGCGGCCCCUGUGCCUGUCAAGAAAGUCCCCAAGAUCAAAGAGCCAGUCGUUGAUCCUGAGUCCUUGCGUCAACAGCGCGCUGCUGAGAUUAUUGUGGAGAAGGAACUCAAGGGAAGACUCGGAGAACCUCAGUACGAUCAAGUUGCUGAAGACAAGAAAGUCGCAGAAGCACGUGCAGCUAGCCAACGUGAGCGCGAGGAGAAGCUGGCUGCACUUUUGAGGAAGGAAGAAGCUGCGAAGGUUGCGGAAGAAGAGAAGCAAAAGAGGCUCCAAGAAGAAGCCGCAAAGCGCAAAAUUGAGAAGGAGCAAGAAGAAGAGCGCAAGAAGAUCAAGCGCGAUGCUGAACGUCGGAAGCAACAAGUGCUCGAGCAGCAAGAAAAGGAAAUUCUGCGCAAGAAAGCCGAAGAGCGGAUCCGCGCCACCAGAAUAAAGGAGGCCGAGGAACAACGGCAAAAGGAAGUAGUGAAGCAAAGGGCGAAGCACGCUGAAGCCCAAGAACUUGCAAAAGUCAAGGCAAGGCAAGAGCAGGCGAGGAAGCAAGCUGCAACAUUGAGUGCUUCUAAGCUGCCACCAGUCCCAGAGGCUCAGCCCGCUGAUAAUUCCAAUGGAGAUGAUAUCGAGAGGGACUUCGAGUCCUUGUUUGUUGAAGAAGUGGCAGACCCUCCAGCAGCUGCUCCAGAAGUAAAACUUCCUUCAACCAACAAGCAAGAAGUUUACGGAUCAAAGACAGCCUUCCUCGAAAAUGCCGCGAAGGUUUUUGCACAAUCCGCUUCUACGAGCACCUACAGAGCCAACAGAGAUGCUGAGGAUGCCAAGCUAGCUGCUGAGCGAGCAAAGGCAGCACGCGAGAAGCUGGAUGCCCGAUGGAAAGCCAAGACUCAAGCAUCAAAGCCCGAUCCGCCACGUCCAGCUGUCACAGAGAAACCCAAGCCACCCCCUCGACCAGAGCCAGCCACAGAGGAAUCACGACCACCACCACCACCAACAAAGGCUCCUCCAGCUCCCAAGAAAGAUCGACCACCUCCAAAGCCCAAGGUAAAGCCCGAGCCAAAACCAACAUCGAGAUCGAGAGCCGAGGUCAACAGCAACUUCGAUUCAGAAAGCUCAUCAUCGUCCGGACCCGGACCAACAGGCCGCUCUCUCGAUGAUUUCGCCCCCAAGCCCUCAUUGAGCGGUCUUCCUGGCUCCUUGAAAUCCUCGGGUGGAAGUAAGACUAAGCCCAAGAGUCCCCAGGGUCCUAAGCCUAAGGAGUAUGCGCACAAGGUCAAGUUGAUCUCUGAGCUUGAACGCGAGGAACUAGAAAAAGCGGAGAAUGAGAAGAGAUCUUUGAAGCGCAAGACUACGGAUAAGCGCAAUAGAGAGCACCAACAGGCCGAAGAGCGUAGGAAGAGAGAUGAGAAAGCUAGGGAAAAGAAGGUGCAGGAGCUGACAGACACUGCCGAGAAGAAUGGCGCGAAACUCACCGAGAAGGAGUUGAACAAGCAGGUUGAUAAAUUCAUGGAGAAGCGCGAGAAGCAGCUUGAGAAGCGGCGUAUAAAUCACAGAAUGAAAGAGAACGGUGGCGAUCACACAGCUCUCGCACCACAGUCGCAGCAAGAUGCCGAGUCCGAUGAUGAAAGCCUCAGUCCCGAUACGAAGCUGCGGAGGCAUAUUCAGCGAGAAUUCAAGAUUGCUCAAUCUGCUCUGGGGGUGACUCAACAGGCUAUGCCUUUCGAUCGAUCCAAGGGCACCAUCGCUGAGUACAGUGACCCCUCGGACGAGGAUGAAGAAGAAGAAUCCUUUACAAACUCAUACGAACCACCACGAGCAGCAGCAGUAGAAUCGGACGAAUCCGAGGAAGAUCCCGAUAAUGAGCCCGAAGCUUUCGUGGCCAAGCCACCUUCUAAGGAAUCCCAGGAUACCGAGUCUGAAGAGGACAGUGACGAUGCUGAUACCGAAUUGAGCUCUCCUCCGCCGCAAAUGGGCACCUACUCCAAAGCCAUAGACGAAGAUCAACGCCGAGAAUUCAAUGGUCAUCUCAGCAGCAUGAUCAACAUCCCCAACCCGUCCCGCAGCCGCCUCGUCUACCUCUACCAAGUCAUGAAGCAUGAGACUACACGCUCUGACGAUGACAAAGAUGACCAGAUCGAGGUGCAAAUGGUCGAGCAGUUCUUGUCUCAAAAAGAUGCCAAUCAAUGUGCCAGAGACCUCGCUACCAAAUACCGGAAUCCCGACCCGGCUGUAUCUAUGGCCGCCCCGCAUAAGAGCAUCACGGAACGGUUCACAGAGAAGGGCCUAUUCAAGGCCAUAUUCGUGCACGACGACCUGCACCAGACACUCAUCUUCAUCAAGACCAUCACCAAGCUCUCCUCCGAGUUCCCACCCGAAGCACUGGCCCACAUGCCGACGCGACUGCCGCCCCAAGCGUGGUCCGUGAUGCUGUACAAGACGACGCGCACGACGAACUCGGCGACGGGCGAGGUGGAGGUCCAGAAAUCCUCGUCGCAGCAGCUGAGCUGCUUCUCCAUCCUGCAGAUGGCGAACUUUGAGGCCUGCAAGCAGCUGAUCGAGAUGGUGAAGCCGGCAAGCGCGGACGACGUCGAGCUGAUGCGCGACCACGACCAGAACGCGGCCCAGAUGCGGGAGAGCAGAGAGGACUUUGAUCGGGCUGAGCUGCCGUUUGAGCUCGAGUUGGAGAUCUCGGGUGGGGAUGCUGUCAGGCUGGGGGCGACGGAGAUUGAAGUCAAGGUUGAGCCCUUUGAGAUUCAAGGUCCAUUGAAUUGA